AUGAGGGUGGGACGAGUGUUUUCCACAGUCUGUACUUUAGUGAAAUACCCGAGAAGUCGCCCUCCAAAAUGCCCUGAACCUGUGACCACAGCUCUCGCAGGCCCUCGCAGCCCUCCCUGCCCCUCAGCCCUCUCCCAUUAGUUCUCAGUGGAUUUGCAUUUCUGGGCGCCCCGUUACCGCCGCCUCCUUGCGGGUGAGAUCUCACUCGAACCGCCUUCAAUUUCUGCAUCCACAGAGCCUCCAAGGCCAUGGCCUCCGUAGGAACGACCCCAGGCAGGACGCCGCAGGGACUGGGACCCGGGGAGGCCGAGGAGGAGGAAGAGGAAGAGCCCGCGGAGAUUCAUCUGUGUGUGCUGUGGAAUUCAGGAUAUCUGGGCAUUGCCUAUUAUGACACUAGGGACUCCACCAUCCACUUUAUGCCAGAUGCCCCAGACCACGAGAGCCUCAGGCUGCUCCAGAGAGUUCUGGAUGAAAUCGAUCCCCAGUCUGUUGUUACGAGCGCCAAACAGGAUGAAAAUAUGACUCGGUUUCUGGGGAAGCUUGCCUCCCAAGAGCACAGAGAGCCUAAGAGACCUGAAAUCAUAUUUUUGCCAAGUGUGGAUUUUGGACUGGAGAUAAGCAAACAGCGCCUCCUUUCUGGAAACUACUCCUUCAUCCCGGACUCCAUGACGGCCACUGAGAAAAUCCUCUUCCUCUCCUCCCUCAUCCCCUUUGACUGCCUCCUCACGGUGCGAGCACUUGGAGGGCUACUCAAGUUCCUGGGCCGAAGAAGAAUCGGGGUUGAACUGGAAGACUAUAACGUCAGCGUCCCCAUCCUAGGCUUUAAGAAAUUUGUUCUGACCCAUCUGGUGAGCAUAGAUCAAGACACUUACAGUGUUCUGCAGAUAUUUAAGAGUGAGCCUCACCCCUCGGCGUACAAAGUGGCCAGUGGGCUCAAGGAGGGGCUCAGUCUCUUUGGAAUCCUCAACAGAUGCCGCUGUAAGUGGGGAGAAAAGCUGCUCAGGCUAUGGUUCACACGUCCAACUCAGGACCUGGGGGAACUAAAUUCCCGUCUGGACGUCAUUCAGUUUUUCCUGUUACCCCAGAAUCUGGACAUGGCUCAGAUGCUGCGUCGAUUGCUGGGUCACAUUAAGAACGUGCCUCUGAUUCUUAAACGCAUGAAGUUGUCCCACACCAAGGUCAGUGAUUGGCAGGUUCUCUACAAGACAGUGUACAGUGCCCUGGGCCUGCGGGAUGCUUGCCGCUCCCUGCCCCAGUCCAUCCAGCUCUUUCGGGACAUUGCCCAAGAGUUCUCUGAUGACCUGCACCACAUUGCCAGCCUCAUUGGGAAAGUGGUGGACUUUGAGGGCAGUCUUGCUGAAAAUCGCUUCACAGUCCUCCCCAGCAUAGAUCCUGAAAUUGAUGAGAAAAAACGAAGGCUGAUCGGACUUCCCAGUUUCCUCACUGAGGUGGCUCGGAAGGAGCUGGAGAAUCUGGACUCCCGUAUUCCUUCAUGCAGUGUCAUCUACAUCCCUCUGAUUGGCUUCCUUCUUUCUAUUCCCCGCCUGCCUUCCAUGAUGGAGGCCAGUGACUUUGAGAUUGAAGGUCUGGACUUCAUGUUCCUCUCAGAAGAGAAGCUUCACUAUCGUAGUGCUCGAACCAAGGAGCUGGAUGCACUGCUCGGGGACCUGCACUGCGACAUCCGGGACCAGGAGACCCUGCUGAUGUACCAGCUGCAGUGUCAGGUGCUGGCGCGGGCGGCUGUCUUGACCCGGGUGUUGGACCUUGCCUCCCGCCUGGACGUCCUCUUGGCUCUUGCCAGUGCUGCCCGGGACUAUGGCUACUCACGGCCCCGUUACUCCCCACGGCUCCUUGGGGUACGAAUCCAGAAUGGCAGGCAUCCUCUGAUGGAACUCUGUGCCCGAACCUUUGUGCCCAACUCCGCAGAAUGUGGAGGGGACAAAGGGAGGGUCAAAGUCAUCACUGGACCCAACUCCUCAGGGAAGAGCAUAUACCUCAAACAGGUAGGCUUGAUCACAUUCAUGGCCCUGGUGGGCAGCUUUGUGCCAGCAGAAGAAGCCGAAAUUGGGGCAGUAGACGCCAUCUUCACCCGAAUCCAUAGCUGUGAAUCCAUCUCCCUUGGCCUCUCCACCUUCAUGAUCGACCUCAACCAGCAGGUGGCGAAAGCAGUGAACAACGCCACUGAGCGGUCACUGGUCCUUAUCGAUGAGUUCGGAAAGGGAACCAACACGGUGGAUGGGCUUGCGCUUCUGGCUGCUGUGAUCCGACACUGGCUGGCACUUGGACCCACAUGCCCCCACAUCUUUGUGGCCACCAACUUUCUAAGCCUCGUUCAGCUACAGCUGCUGCCGCAGGGGCCCCUUGUGCAGUAUUUGACCAUGGAGACCUGUGAAGAUGGGAACGACCUUGUCUUCUUCUAUCAGGUUUGCGAAGGUGUUGCCAAUGCCAGCCAUGCCUCCCACACAGCUACCCAGGCCGGGCUUCCUGAGAAACUCAUCGCUCGUGGCAAGGAGGUCUCAGACUUGAUCUGCAGUGGAAAACUCAUCAAGCCUGUCAAGGAGCUGCUAAAGGAGAAGCAAAUGGAACAUUGCCAGACAUUAGUAGAUAAGUUUCUGAAACUGGAUUUGGAAGAUCCCAGUCUGGACCUGGACAUUUUCUUGAGUCAGGAAGUGCUGCCUGCUGCCACCGCCAUCCUCUGAGAGUCCUUUCUGGGCCUUCCUCCGCAUCCCAGACCCCAGGAGGCUGCCAGGCCCUCUUCGUUUCCUUACGUUCUUCAGACCCAGAGUUCUCAGUUUCCUUGGAAAUGUUGUUUCGUGUUAGUAAUAAAGUUUAUUUUGGAGAAA
Molecule: messenger RNA, 2843 nt
Organism: Hippopotamus amphibius kiboko
Lineage: Eukaryota; Metazoa; Chordata; Mammalia; Artiodactyla; Hippopotamidae
Gene: MSH5
Product: mutS homolog 5
Exons: 24
Coding region: 249-2699 (816 amino acids)
Biological process (GO): mismatch repair; chiasma assembly
Cellular component (GO): nucleus
Molecular function (GO): mismatched DNA binding; ATP binding; ATP-dependent DNA damage sensor activity
Source: RefSeq, a predicted model, not a curated record